Molecule: messenger RNA, 6305 nt
Organism: Boleophthalmus pectinirostris (great blue-spotted mudskipper)
Lineage: Eukaryota; Metazoa; Chordata; Actinopteri; Gobiiformes; Gobiidae
Gene: neurl4
Product: neuralized E3 ubiquitin protein ligase 4
Molecular function (GO): ubiquitin protein ligase activity
Source: RefSeq, a predicted model, not a curated record
UGUCGUGAAAUUGGCCGUCCACUGAAGAUGGCGGCGGAGCUGCAUCCGCGGAGCGGAAAGCUGAUCGGCCUGUCCAACUCGAACCGAACCGCCCGGAGAAAUCAGCCUGUCCAAGAGUUCAACCAUGGCCUGGUGCUAAGCAAGGAGCCACUGAGGGACCGGGAUGUCUUCACUGUCCGCAUUGACAAAAAGGUGAACUCAUGGAGCGGUUCUAUUGAGAUUGGCGUGACUGCUCUGGAUCCAGCUGCGCUGGACUUUCCUAGCAGUGCCACAGGACUGAAGGGAGGCUCGUGGAUUGUGUCUGGCUGCUCUGUGUUACGAGACGGGCGCUCUGUUUUGGAAGAGUACGGGCGGGACCUGGAUCAGUUGGCAGAAGGAGACCGUGUGGGCAUUCAGCGUAACUCUCGGGGAGAGCUACACCUCUGGGUGAACGGACAGGACUGUGGUGCAGCAGCCAGUGGACUACCGCCCAAACUCUGGGCUGUAGUGGACUUGUAUGGAAAGUGUACCCAAGUCACGGUGGUGAGCUGUGAGCCACCCCCAGCCUGCGCUGAGAGAGAGACUUUGGAACAGGAAGAGGAGGAUGAAGAGGAGGAAGAGGAGGUGGUAGUUUGUGGCACACGUGAAGACACUGGGAUCACAGCACUGAUAAAUGUGGCAGCAAUGAAUGGAUUAAUGAAUGGAGACGAAGUGCCUGAGCUUUGCUGCAGUCACAACAGACCAGACAAAUUUCCCAACAACCUUGAGCCAGAAACAGUUUUAACAGAGCACCAGCUUUUUGACGUGUUCAACAACGCCAUAGUAUCGUUUUACCGCUCGGAGGAUGAAGGUGGAGGCGAGGAUGGAGGAGGUGGAGGCGGAGGGGCCGGGGAUGGGGGAGGCGGGGGCGGCAGAGUGGGGCACACAGGUAGCGAGUCGUCCUCCAGGAAUGAGCGAGGGAGCAGCAGUGGAGGGACCACAGCAAACAGUGACAGUGGCUCUACAGGAGGAGGGGGAGGAGGAGUAGAUGGAGGGAGUGCUAAUAACAGUCCUGCGGGGAAUGGAGGGAGCGGACCUGCAGCUGUGACCGGAGGCAUGACCACGAAUGACGCACUUCUGUUUCACGAGAAAUGUGGGACUCUGAUCAAACUGAGCAACAACAACAAGACAGCAGAACGCAGAAGGCCACUGGAUGAGUUCAACAAUGGAGUCGUCAUGACCAACCGGCCACUUAGACAUAACGAGAUGUUUGAGAUACGUAUUGACAAACUGGUGGACAAAUGGUCGGGGUCCAUUGAGAUUGGGGUAACCACACACAACCCAAAUAAUCUAGACUAUCCUGCAACUAUGACUAAUCUGCGCUCAGGAACAAUCAUGAUGAGUGGCUGUGGAAUACUUACAAAUGGGAAAGGGACACGUAGGGAAUACUGUGAAUUUAGCCUCGAUGAACUUCAGGAAGGGGAUCAUAUUGGCUUAAUGCGUAAGGCCAGUGGAGCAUUGCAUUUUUACAUCAAUGGCAUAGAUCAAGGUGUUGCGGCAGCUCAAACCCCUGGUGUGGUCUAUGGUGUGGUGGACCUUUAUGGUAUGGCUGUCAAAGUCACUAUUGUCCACAACCACAACCACAGUGACCGUCUGCGCCGCAACAAUGCCAUCAUGAGAGCUUUAUCUCCAGACGUAGGCCGACCCAGACCUGCCCUGGCCCUCACUCCAGACACAGAGGCACCAGACCGACUGCUGUUUCACCCAAACUGUGGCCAGAAAGCUGCCAUCAUCAGUGACGGCCGGACAGCUUUAAGACCAUAUGCGAUUGAUGACUUCAAUCAUGGAGUGGUGCUAAGCAAUCGGCCUCUGCGCUCCAAUGAGGUGUUUCAAGUUCGUAUUGAUAAAAUGGUUGACAAGUGGGCAGGAUCUAUUGAAAUUGGGGUCACAACACAUAAUCCCGCCUACCUUCAGCUGCCCUCGACCAUGACCAACUUGCGUUCAGGGACAUGGAUGAUGACUGGUAAUGGUGUGAUGCACAAUGGGACGACAAUUUUGGAUGAAUAUGGGCACAACCUGGACAGGCUAAAAGCUGGUGACACAGUCGGUGUAGUGCGUAAAGAAGAUGGCAGCCUUCAUUUCUUUGUAAACGGAGUGCCUCAAGGCCCAGCAGCUGUACCCCCCAGUGUGUAUGCAGUGGUGGACCUCUAUGGUCAGGCAGCUCAGGCCACUAUUAUGGACGACAUGGUGGACCUCCCUCCUCUCCCAGAGGACAGCUCAGAUGGGCCCACAGCUUUGUCUCCAGGAAGCCCCUGUUCCAUUGCUGGAGCCACUACUACCAGUGACCUGCGUUUUCAUACACUUCAUGGUAAUAAUGCUGUGAUCACCAAUGGGGGACGCACCGCUCUUCGUCAGAACAGUCGGAGCGAGUUCAAUGAUGCUAUUGUCAUUUCCAACAGGUGCCUUCGUGAUGGAGAACUGUUUGAGAUUGUUAUUCAGAAGAUGGUGGACCGCUGGUCGGGUUCAAUAGAAGCUGGAGUGACAGCCAUCAGGCCAGAGGAACUGGAGUUUCCAAACACAAUGACUGAUAUAGAUUAUGACACUUGGAUGCUAAGUGGGACUGCCAUUAUGCAGGAUGGUAACACAAUGCGCAACAACUAUGGGUGUGACCUGGACUCGCUCACUACAGGCUCUCGUAUUGGGAUGAUGCGCACCGCCACUGGGGACCUUCACUAUUACAUCAAUGGGGUGGACCAGGGAGUUGCAUGCUCUGGUCUUCCUUCAGAGGUGUUUGCGGUGAUUGACUUGUACGGCCAGUGUGUUCAAGUGUCUAUUACCAGCUCUUCAGGCCCUCUGGACAAUAGUUUGUGUACCAGCAAUGUCACAGAAAACAGCUUCCCUAUCCACUACCCAGUAGCAGGUGUUGCCCAUCGGUUUCACAGUAAGCAUGGUAAAAACGUGGUGCUGCUCGGGGAGGGCUGGCAGGCCAUCAGAGUUGGAGGCUACUCACAUGGGAUUGUGUUCAGCGCGAAGGAACUAAAAACUGAUGAACUGUUUGAGGUGAGGAUAGAUGUAGUGGAUGAGCAGUGGAGUGGUUCUCUGCACAUAGGGCUGACCACACUGGCCCCUCCAGAUCUCCCCUCCUGUCCCCUCUCGGGCCUUUCGCCCUCCCUCCCUCAGCUUCGGACCAAAGUCACCUGGCUUCUGAGUGGCAAUGAAGUCAGACGCAAUGGAGUUUUACAGAGGCAAAACUAUGGCUGUUCACUGGACAGGCUCACCGUCGGAAACCGUGUUGGGGUGAAGAGGUGCAGUGAUGACACAAUGCAUAUUUUUAUUGAUGGUGAGGACAUGGGCCCAGCUGCCACUGCGGUCGCCAAGAAUGUGUAUGCGGUGUUGGACUUAUAUGGCAAGAUCACAGCCGUGUGCAUCGUCAGUUCAUCGCUCACAGAAGACGCCGAGAGUGUUAAAGCGCCAUCUUUGUCAUCAGACAGCUGCAGCGAAGGAGAAGAAGACAGCAGCCCCGUGAGAGAGGUGGAAAGUGAGUCGUGCCCAUUGGUGCCCACUGUCAUGACAUUUUUAGAGAAUCAUGGCAAAAACAUCCAGCUGACCAACCAGAGCCUGUCAGCCUCACGAGUGUCCAGCUACAACCAAGGCCUGCUCGUCACUGCACAGUCUCUGCCCCGACAGCAGCUUUUCCAGUUUCAGAUUGACCGCCUGAACCCAUCAUGGACAUCAUCUCUGUCAUUAGGGGUGAUAGGCCACGCCCCUGAUCGUCUGAACUUCCCCUCCACCGCAUGCUGCUUAAAACGAUCCACCUGGCUGCUGCAAAGGGACUCUGUCUUCCACAACUCAUUGAAGAUAUGUGAAAACUAUGGUCCAAAUCUUGACACUUGCCCAGAGGGAACAGUACUGGGCCUGCUUGUGGAUGCAAACAACUGUCUACAUCUUUAUGUCAAUGGAAUGGACCAGGGAGUGGCAGCUCAGGACAUCCCUUCACCCUGUUACCCCAUCAUUGACCUCUACGGGCAGUGUGAACAGGUUACCAUAGUAACAAACAAUGUGCCAGCUGUUGGUGGAGAGAGCGCUGAGACCCGUUUUCAGGGCGAUAUGGAGAAAGCUGACAUGGUUGAUGGAAUCAAAGAGAGUGUGUGCUGGACGCCACCUCCAGAAGUCAACCCCAAUAAAACGUGUGAAUACCAGGCUCUGUGCUCCCGAUUCAAAGACCUCCUCACUCUCCCAGAUGGCUACUUCAGUGAAGAUGCCAAGUACAAUCUGUGCUACUGUGAGUCGUGUCAUAAACUUCGGGGAGAUGAGGCAUAUUAUAAGAGAGGAGAACCUCCAAGAGACUAUGCACUGCCCUUUGGGUGGUGCCGCUUCGCCCUCAGGAUCAAAACAAACUGUGAGGCUUCAAAUGCGUUGAAAAAGUGGCACAUUGCGUACCAUGGCACUAGUGUAGGUGCUUUACGGAGAACACUGGACCAUAACCAGCUGCUGUCUGGUGCAUCAUCUGUGUUUUCAGUGUCCCCUGUUAAAACAGAGGGCCCAAAUGACUACAGUGAACCAGAUGAGAACAGUGCCCCUGGGAGAGAGGUCCCCAGGGUGCGCCUCUCCCCCACAAUGCGUUACUCUGGCUUAGAGAUCUUUGCUCCUAAAGUGCAAUUUCAAGACCCCCGCUCUCACCGUUGCCACCAGGCACAGGUGGGCUUCCAGGUGUGUGUGCGUCCUGGGUCCUACAAAGUGGGGCCUCAGACGGUGAGCCAGAGCGAGCCCCUGGACCCCCGCUUCAGUAACACAGAGAUCGAGUGGAUCACUAAAGAGCAGGGUGGGACGAUGCUCUAUGGACUUCUCAUACGAGUCGAAUGAACACAAACUACAUGAGGGACAGUUUGGUUUUAAGUAACUAACAACCAAAUCCAAGCCCUGCCUUGAGCAAAAGACUCAUCCAGCGGCCCCCUUAACAAGGGCCUUAACAAGCAUUAGUUUUUCCUACUUUUGGUUGUUUGCCCUCGGACACUUUUAGGCUGAGGCUGUGGCGGUUUGAAGACACUGCCUGCACUUUAUGUUUUGGACAUUUGUGGGCGAUUUUUUAAAAGUGAACUCAUCGACACAACAUGUUUGUUAAUCGGCUGCAGAUUAUUUUUUACUUUCACUGGUCACAGAUUUUGUCACUCACUUACAAGUUUUCACCUCCAGUGUUAUUGUUUUAAGUUCAGCUAAAAGCUCCAUCUCGAAGCUAUCCCUGCCAGUCUGCACAUCAACACUUCUGAAAUGUUAGAAAUGGACCCAGUAGUGUUUUGGAGAGUUUGACAGAAAAGAAAUGUUUACUGAAGUAUACGAUACGCUACAGACCUCGGGCUUUGUCACAUCCUUCUAGCUUGUCUCUUGAGGAAAAAACAGGUACAACUGGAAAAAGACAAUGCACCUUUUUGGGAAAGUUAACUUUGGUGUAUUAAGUUUCAGCCUUAUGUUACAAAGAUCAAUUUAAAUGUAUUUAAAAGUAGACUUGACUAGACAACAUUGUAACAUUAUAAAGGUGGUUUCCAAAUUAUUUGCCCAUAAACUUAUGUUUACAUACAUCCAGGUUUUUCAAAAUCAACCGUCAAGCCAUCAACACAACACGCUGUUUACAAGUGAAUGUUAUUUAAUUAGGGCUGCUGUUUUCUGUGCAUUUCUAAUUGGUUUACAUUUGUCAAAAAUUUUGUCUGCUUUUAUUUUAUUUUUUACAUCCACACUGACUGAUUGUAACAGCAAAAAGGUUUUCAAACUAAGUGCGUUUUUUCUUAUUUUUUUUCCAAUCCUGUUGCCAAUUUAUAAAUAAUUAUGCUACAGUACAUAAAAAGAUGCACAGUAUCUCAAGUAGCUGUGAUCCAAGUGAUGAAUCUAUGGGGUUUGACAGAGAAAAACUUCCAAUCAAAAAAUGUGAAUAUAUUUUGGGUUAUUACAGCCCAGUGCUGCUUUGUAUAAUUUUAUUUGUAGUAUUUUGUUUCUGUAUGUUGUGUUGUACAGGCUGUUACAUAUCAAAUCAUAUCUUCCUGAUUUAUAAAUAAAAUUAAAAAACAGUAUGCAAAAAAGGAAAUUUAUGCUAAUAUGACAAACAAAAACUGAAGGUUUUGGUUUCUUUAUUUUCAAAUUUUAUUUAGGAAAAACUGGUCACUGACACGUUAUUGCAGCGUUGCAUACUUGACUCAUUCACACCUUUCCAAAAUGCUGUUGACUAAUAAGGCCAAGUGUUUGUUUUAUACCACUAUUUCUGUCCUGACUUUAAAAAAACAUGUACAAAUGUAGCAGCUCCAAAUUUAACUAUGAAAAACAAAAGAGAUAUUAAAAAUAAUUAAUCUACUGCGUAA